GGCUUUUGGUGGGGAGACCUGAAGAACGCAGUUCUCGACGGAUCGCCGAACCGUUAUCACGCGAACGUUGACACACGUCCGUUCUUUUCUUCGUUCAACUCGACGAAUCUUCUCCACGUGACACGCUCUUGUUUAAUCCUAUUUUUUAAUCACUAUCCCGAAUAAAAAGAAAAGAUUAUUCAUCGAGUAUUCUUAUCUGAGAUGCUUCGUGGAAAAAUCCAGAGAUUUUUGAUACUCGUCGAUCGAUAGAUCGAUCAGUCGCGAUCGAUCUCGAUUCUCUCGAAUCGAUCUAAAUUAAAUCGAAGAGAUUUCGAUGAACUUUUAAGACGCGAUAUACGUUCGAGGAGCGUGAAAUAUUUUUAUUUGUAUCUGCAUAUAUAUAUACACACACACACACACACACAUGUAUAUAUAUACAUAUAUAUUUUAGUCCAUCGUUCGAUAAAGACUACAAAAAAUACCGACGACCCGGACCGGUUGUUGACUCUUAUCCGUUUUCUUUGUAACAGUAUUUACUUUAUUUUGUUUGCCUUCAGUUAGAGGUGUGUUCUCCAACGUGAAGCUUCCGAUCGAUCUCCUCCGCGUGUGUUUUGUGCGGUGCUGUUACAAGAUUGACCCCUACGGUUAUGUUGAAGCGUGUCGAAUGUAUCAGCAGGACCUAACGUAUUUCAAAGGAUCACCACCUUGGUACUUUGGUUGUGUCGGAUGUAAAGAUUUUGCUGGAUAUAAUAGACGUCUGAGCGAGGAGGCACGCUUUUCUUCAAUGAUCGAUAUCCCUCUUUCGGAGUGCACGUGGCACGAGUGUUCUUCCGAGCAAAUCGUUGGAAUUGCGCGCAAGUAGCGAGUGCUUUUCAAGGAGGAGGAGAAGAAGAAGAAGAAGAAGAAGAGAACAAGGGCAUGUUAUGCGUCAAAAAACCAACGACGGUGGCUCGCGUGGAAGAUGAUGCGGUUAAGUAGAUAAGAAAAAAGAAAAGAGAGAGAGAGUGAGAGAGAGAGUGAGAGUGAGAGAGAGAGAGAGAGAGAGAGUGUGUGAGAGUGUGGGUAAGACGGAGUGAGAGGUAAAGAGGGAAGGAAAAGAAGAAAGGCCUGUCUUCAUCUUAGAAGACACCAGGAGAGACGAGAGGAAUCAUCAGCAGCUGAUUCUGAGUGGUGCACGAUGCUCUGCUAUCGCGCUCUUGUCUUUCUUUUUGCUGUCAACGUGCCAAUCGUGACAGGUCUAGAGCCAGACUUCCUUUACCCGCUGCAGAACGUAACGAUUCCGCAGGGUCGAGACGCUACCUUCACUUGCGUGGUGAAAAACCUCGGUGGAUACCGGGUGAGUCCUUCCUCCUCCACGAGCGGAGAUCACUCUGGCGGCGCCAAGGCCCGGGUAGCGUGGAUCAAGGCGGACACCAAGGCGAUCUUAGCGAUUCACGAACACGUCAUCACUAAUAACGCUCGUCUGUCGGUGACGCACAAUGAUCAGAACACCUGGACGUUGAAUAUACGAGGAGCUAGGAAGGAGGAUGGAGGUGUUUACAUGUGCCAAGUUAACACGAAUCCGAUGAAGAGUCAGAGCGCCUUCCUCGAAGUGGUAAUACCACCGGACAUCAUAUCGGAGGAAACGUCCAACGAUUUAAUGGUUCCGGAAGGUGGCUCGGCUAAGCUGGUAUGUAAGGCUAGGGGAUAUCCGAAACCAGACAUCGUUUGGAAACGAGAGGAUGGCUCGGAGAUCAUAUCUCGUGCUGGCUUGUCUGGCGGCAAAACGAAAACACCAACGGCGGAAGGUGAGCUCCUAGUUUUAUCUAAAGUAACUAGAAGCGAGAUGGGAGCUUAUCUUUGCAUCGCCAGUAACGGAGUACCGCCAUCGGUUAGCAAAAGAAUAAUGUUGCACGUUCAUUUUCAUCCGAUGGUUCAAGUACCGAACCAACUUGUUGGAGCUCCAACUGGAACUAACGUCACGCUGGUCUGCCACGUAGAAGCAUCACCCAAAGCCAUUAAUUAUUGGACUCGCGAAUCGGGUGAAAUGAUCAUCAGUAACAGCAAGUACUCGAUGUCGGAGACGAAGACAUCUGCUUAUAGCGUGCAUAUGAAACUAGUUAUCAUGAAUCUUCAAAAGCAAGAUCUUGGUGGUUACAAGUGUAUCUCGAAAAACUCUAUCGGAGACGCCGAGGGUAACAUCCGACUUUACGAUAUGGAACUUCCGAAACAUACGAAAAAAAUUGGCGAUCGUCGCGGAGCAGAGGAAGAUACGAACGACUCCAUAAACGAACGGGAUCACAACCUGAAUCGCAUUUAUCAGGGCUCGCUUAGAGAAGCUGGCUCAACUCUGGACCCGUCCGCCGUCGGAGGAGAAGAUUCUGCCUCGUCUACCUCCUCUCCUACGGAAAGACGCAGUAUCAUUCUCUUCUGGAUCUUCCUUCAUAUCGCAACAAAUCGACUGUUUGCCGUUUAACGACAUAAACCAAAUAUCAAUCAGAUAAGAAAAAUGGAUUAGAGAUCGUUUAUUCGGUCAUAUUUUUCAUCCGAAUUAAACGACGAACUCUGGAUUGCGUGUGUGUGUGUGUGUACGUGUACGUGUACGGGUAUGUGUGACGAUUAUCUCGAUGGACGACGACGUUCGAUCGUUCAUAAUCUCCGAGAAAUCACGAAUUUUUAUUCUCUUUCUUUUUUCUCUUCUCUCUUUUUUCUCUUUUUUUAUUUAUUUACUAAUGAUUAUCGAACGAUUCGAUCACUUAUUUAUCUCGUCGCGAUUAUAAAAUUACGAAGAAAUUACCGCAGACUUUAUCGAUAUUAAUAUUCAUUUAAAUUAAUUAUUAUCUCUGGAGAAAAAAGUAGAUUAAAUCGUGUCGCGUGUAAAUUAAAUAUUUUAUCGAUAUUGUCACUAUUUCUCUCUCUCUCUCUCUCCCUCUCUCCCUCUCUCUCUUGUUUUCAAUGUUUCAUCUAUCGAUAAUUCGUGUUCUCCAUUCGUAACUUAUUGGUUGUUUCGUUCGUUAUCGAAUCCCGUGCUAAAGUUAUAAUUAUAUCCCCACCGAUGUUAUCCACUUUAUUACAUUAGAAGAUAAAUCGAAAGAAAAUUAUCGUUCGAUUAAUAUUCAAGGUAAAUCGAUUGAUUUUAUUAAAUCCGAUGUUACUAAUCCUUCUUUUUUCUCAGGCUAUAUGAAGAAAACCGACGGGUCUUCGUCAGUCAGGUACGUUAAUUCUCUAUAACCCACAAUUUUUAUUCAUAAUUAAAAGCAAAUAUAUUAUAUUCAAAUAAAAUAAAGUAUUAAACUUUCUCUCUCUCUCUCUCUCUCUCUCUCUCUCUCUUUCCCAUCGAAAAUUCAUAACAAAAUUUAACUUCCUUUUUCGAAUCUAAAUGAAGAAUUGAUUGUCUGACGAAGUAAAAACGAUUAGAACGAAACGAAACGAAACGAAAACGAAAGAAAGAAAGAAUGAAAAAUAAAAGAUCGAAUUAACGUAAGUAGAUAUGUGAGCAUGUGACGGAUAGUGUUAUAGAGAGUUAAAAAUAAGAAAAAGAAACGAAAAGAAAAGAAAAGAAAAGAAAAGGUCGAAGGUAACGCUAGAGUGUCUCGAUGGAAAAAUAACGCUCGUCGGGCUUACGCCCGCUGCGGAUAGCAGUUUUAUUUUCACAUAAAAGUGGAAAAAUUUCUCGCGGGAGGAAACGAAGCGUAGAACAUAGCCCGGGCCCGGAUUGAUUGUUUUACUACGUGCGCCCCUCGAAAUGAACCGCGGGACCGAGUUUGCCGGCGGCGGCAGCUCUCUGUUCCUGAAGUCGAGCACAAUUUCGUGGUACUUUAAGAUAAAUUCUUACGAGAAAGGGAGAGAGACAGAGAGAGAGAGAGAGAAAAAGAGAGAAAGAGAGAAAGUAUAAACGAGACGAGAGAAAACUGUACUCACCCUCACCCUCCUCUUUCUCCUCCUCUUUCUCCUUCUCCACCUCCUCCACCUCCUCCUCCUCCUCCUCCUCAUUUUUUUUAUUGUAAGACAUUUCUUUUCCUAUCAAAAAGUAUCGUUCCAAGGAGUGCCUCGAAUUACGAACGGGUUAUGUUCUUUAUCGAUCUUUGUGUUGGUUGAUCUUUUAAUAUACUGGGUGAAUGAAAUUAUAUCGAUAGAGUAAUAAUGAUAAUCAUGAUAAUAAUAAUAAUAAUAAUAGUAAUAAUACUAGUAAUAAUAAAUAAUGAUGAUGAUGAUGAUGAUGAUGACAACGAUGUCGAUAAUUAUUAUCAUUAAAUAUAUAAUUCUAUCUCCAAUUAUUUAUAUCAAAGGUGUUGCUAAAUUAUAUUACAUUUGUGUAAUAUUUGUAAUACUACAUUUAAUUUUAUUCAUAUAGUUCCGCUCGGUGUUAAAUUAAUGUUAUUCUUUUUAUAGAGAAAAGGAAAUGAAAAAAGGCAACUUCGGAAAAAGGAAAUAUUAUUUGCAAUUAAAAAUUUAUUACACUCCGACAACAACGUUUCUUUUUUUCUUUCUUUUUUGCCUGUUUUCUUUUUUUUUCCUUAUGGGAGAUGAAAAGAAUAAAACAAAAAAAAAAGAAGAAAUGGGAGAGGAAAAGAAAAAUGUAAUAAAAAAUAUGCCACUCCUCACGUAUUAUAAAAAAUAUCGUAAGUUUCUGUUAUUUUCUGUUCCUUCUUUUUCUUUUUCUUUUCUCUUUCGUAUUCACACGUGUAUUCGCAUAUUCAAGUGUCAAAACAUUCUCGUAUAAACCGAGUAGAACGAGAGUCGAGAAAGAAGUAAAAAUGAAUAUACAUAUGUCUAUACUAUGAAAAUAAGAUGAAAAAGAAAAUAACAGAAUAUUAUUACGUUCUUGUAUUUUAAAAGAAAUAUAUUAUUAUUAUUAUUAUUAUUAUUAUUUGUUUUUUUAUUUUUAUUUUUAUUUUUACUUGCAUUUCACGUCUCUUAACGUAAUACACUGUACACAAAAAAGAAAACAUUUCUAAUUUACAAGAUGAAGGUUCAUGAAAAGAUCGAGGUAAACAUCGAUGUUUCUUUCGCCAUUUAUAAAGAUAAAUUUUCAUUAGAGAAAUAUUCUUCUAAUACCUCUUGGCGUCAACGUUUACCCGACGCCUUUCCUUUUCUUUCCCUUAAACCUCCUGCGCCAUCACCAUCGUAGUUUACCACGUAAACGAAACGAAUUCCCGACGAGGGAAAUGCUCGAGCACGCGGAUUUAAUCGUGUUUAACGUGGAAUCUACUUCUUUUUCUUUUUUCUUUGCUUUUUCUUUUUUUUUCCUCGGUCGCAACGAAAACGCAUCCGGUUGAGGCACAUUCGCGUGUAACUUCGACAACGUGAAUUUCUUCGAAAGGAAGAUUUAUAUACCGAUAUGUUUUUUCUAUGGGUUCACGCGUAAACGUGUAAUAGUAAUUGUUUUAUCUGUAGUAUGUUUUAUGUAUAUAUAUAUAUAUAUAUAUAUAUAUAUAUAUAUAUAUGUAUAUAUAUAUAUAUAUAUCUUUAUCUUCUUGCAGUUUUUAAUCUUCAAAGGGAAAAAGUAAUCUUUCGGAAAAUAUUUCCUCGAUGAAAGAUUUCCACGAUCUCUCAGUUCGUUUCUCUCCUUUGAGAAAAUCAAGAUUCCAUAAACUAUCCAUUUGAACUUUCUUAUUCAACUUGAACGACGAGAGUUAACGCGAAUCGAAUCGCUUUUUCUCUUGUAACAAUAAGUGAUACCUUAGACGAUAAAGACAGAGAAAGAAAGAGAGAGAGAGAGAGAGAGGGAGAAGGAGAAAGUUGAGAAGAGAUACAUUGUUUUAAAAAUAUAUAUAAUAAUACGUUCCAGAGAGAAUUUAUUUUUAUUUAUUGUUUAUCGCAAUCUUUUCUAUUUUUCUGUUUUUCUUCUUUUUCUUUCUUUUUUUUCAUCUUUUACACUUUUUUAAUUUGAAAAACGAUCGUUCAAAAGAUUCGUGCGUUUCUCGUGGAUAAGGAAAGAGAAUAAUAAUAAGAGAGAAAAACGAAAAGAAAACGAAAAAAAAAAGAAAAAAGAAAGAAAAAAUGAUAAAACGUGUGGCAACGUGCUGAUAGUACAAUACUUAAUAAACAAUUUAGUCGUAUCCGUUGCUUACGCUUAACUGUUGUAAAUAAUGUCGAAAAUAACAUCGGCUUGUCUAAUGAGAGAGAAAAAAAGAGAGAAAGAGAGAGAGGAAUAAAUAGGGAAAGACAUAGAUAAAAAUUGAGAGAGAGAAAAAUAAUCGUCAAAUCUGUACAAACGUACAGAAUGAAAGAAAGAUUGAAAGUGAUAAUUUUCAAAAUCAAUUAAACUCUUUCUCGAAAUUUGCUUGGUCUUAAAUAAUUGAUCGUAGAUUUAUAAGCUACCCUCGCAGUUUUACGACGUGAAAGCUAAACAAAAAAAAAAAAGAAAAAAGCAGAACGAAAACAAUUAAUCUAAAGAAUCUCGAAAAAAAAAGUAUAAUUUAUUUUUAAGAUCACUUAGUAGGAACUUUUGGUUCACCCUGUGUAUGUAUGUAAGUCUUGUUGAUGAAAGUUCUUUCCUUCCUUGCUUUUUUCUUUAUUUUUUGGCUCUCUCUUUCUCUCUCUCUCUCUCUCUCUCUCUCUCUCUCUCUCUCUCUCUCUCUCUCUCUCUCUUUCUCAUGUGUAAAUUUACUUCGAAAGCUCAUGGAAAAAGAAAAAAUAAGAAGAAAAAGAAGAAGAAAAAAGAGAAAGAGAGAGAGAGAGAAAAGAAAAAGAAAAAAGGAGAAAAAAAUAUGAAGGAAUACAAGAAGUAAAGGAAAUCGCAGUCCAUUAAGACACAUUAACGUGCCAAAUCUAUAUACACAAAGGAACGAUCAAAGCAUUUACGUUCUCUAACGUGUAUGGUCGUCUAGUUAAAAGCGGAGAUCAUUAGACCGUUCUAUUGAUUUUUCUUGCUUUUAUCAAGGCGCUCGCGUAUGUCUGUGUUGUGUGUGACUGUACGUUUACUUGGUUGCAUGCGUGGAUGUGUGUAUGCGUAUACCUGUGUACCUACCGUGCAGUCAUCGACAUUAAAAGAAAAAAAAAAAAGAAAAAACGAAAGAAAAAUAAUAAUAUUAAUAAUAAUAAUAACAAUAAUAAUAAUAUGACAGAUAUCAUAACAGAAUGCAAUCAAUGAUAAAUGCAAUCAAUGACAUUCGGAUCUUCGAUUACGGAUUUGCAAUAUAUCAUUGAAAAAUCAUUUAACAGGAUUUGUUUCUAUGGGGAAAAUUUUUUCACGAGAAUAUUAUUAUUAUUAUUAAUCAAUUGUAUCGAAUAAAUGUUAAUCUAACAAAUAUUAUUUGUAAGGAUUAUUUGUUUAAAUAUUAUCAAAGACUUAUAUUAUUUAUAAAUUGUUGGAUUAAAUUGUUACGUUAAAGAUUAUUAUGUCGUAAUUCAUAGAUUGAAGUGGUUGGUUGUUAAUGAACGAAUCCAUCUAAUUAAAUAAUCGAUAUUCAUGUAUCAAAUACAUGAUGAUAAAUAAUUCAAGUCGUACAAGUCGUUUUGAUAAAAUCGAAACGUAUUGCUUUCGAAUGGAUUGAGAACCAUAACGAAAGCAUAGCCGAAUAUAACAGACGGUAUGAACGUCGAAUGUAUGAAUGGAUUCUCGUGAUGAGAGAGAGAGAGAGAGAGAGAGAGAGAGAGAGAGAGAGAGAGAGAGAGAGAGAGAGAGAGAGAGAGAGAGAGAGAGAGAGAGAGAGAGGAUUUAAGAGUCGAUAGAUGAUCGUUAAACUCAUCAAUGAGAAAUUACUUUGGAAAUGGUCAUGUAUUAACAAUGCAACUAUGAAACAAGCUUAUGAGCUAAUAUUUUGUUAUAAAUUUGUGGAAACGUUAUCGCGGCAUCCUGAUUUAUCGAUCCUUUAUACUCUCAACGUAUACGUAUAUACGCAAAUGAUUAUGAAAGUGAGGUAGUGUAAAUCAUGUUUUAUCGGUAUUUUUUUAUUUUUUUGUUUUUUGAGAUUAUAAAGUUUGAGAUUAUAAAGGCUUGAAAGCUAUUUCAAAAUUUAUUUGUAUUCCAUAAUGAAAUAUAUUUCUUUUACGUAAUUUUAUAAUUAAAAUAUUUCAAAGGAUAACGUGAGAUAUGUCUCUUAAUAUCUAAUGAUGAAUGACUAAUAGAAAUCACUUUCAUGAUCAACCGACUUAUAUAUAUGUAUCUUCAAAAAAAAAAGAAAACUGUGCGAGUACGAAGAACUUGAAAAAACAGAAAAAAGAAAAGAAGAAAGAAAGAAGAAAGUUUGUCUGUAGAUUGUAUAAAAAGGUAUAAAAGGUUAAUUAUUAUCAAAGAGUUAACGAAUUGUUGAUCAUAGGUGUUGUUCGCGCGAAAGUUAUAUUAAAUUAAUAUAAAAAUGGCAAGAGGAGAUGUAUUGUAUAAUGACAUCGUAUAACUAUUAAAAAAACAAAAAAAAAAUGACCGUGUGAUAAAAUAUGAUAUACAUAUACUAUACUAUAUAUAUAUAUAUAUAUAUAUAUAUGUCAUAUUUUAUGUGAAAAAAUAUGUAUACUGCAUAUUACACUUUGGUAAAAACGAAUCUAACACGUUAUACGUCGUAUAAGUGAGAAACCGACGAAAAGAAAAAAAAAAAGAUAAUUAAAUCCCAAAAAAUACCCAAAUCGGCCUUUUUUUGAAUAAUCACAAACAUCGAAGACGUCAUAAUGAAAGAGACGAUUUUUCAUGAAAUUUCAUUCGUCUCUAAAUUAAUUAUUAUGGCUUCGAUCGUUUGUUCGAAAUAAAUAAAUAAAAAAAAGGACAAAGAAAAAACACCAUAACAAAAUAAAAAAUGAAAAAUUACGCGAUUAGGAUGACUAUGGUACACCGCGAAACGUAAGCACGAAAAAGCACGAGAAACUUUGUGAUGCGAUCGUAUAUAUAAAUAUCGUGUAUAUAAAUAUAUAAUAUAUAAUAUAUAUAAUAUAUAUAAAUAUAUAAUAUGCAAAAAAGAGGACAGCUCUUCACACAGUUACACGUAUUGCAAAAUGUAACAAAAUAUAUUUACCGAAGAAACGCGUCCGCUUCGUUUCGUGAUAAGACCAAUGUAUGACUGUUUAAUAAUUAAGAAUUCAAACAAAAAAAGAAAAAAAGAAACAAACAAACCAAAUAAAUAAAUAAAUAAAUAAGUAAAUAAAUAAAUAAAUAAAUUCAUAUAACAUAUACCAUACGUGAGGAUCAUCGAAGAAAAUAAAAAAUAAAAUAAAAUUGAAAUAAUUCAAAUGAAGGAAAAAUGCUUGGAAGCUACGAAUAAAUUCGUACGAACGCACGUGCGUAGUAUAUAUAAAAAAUAUGAUAUAUAUAUAUAUACUAUACACACACAUAUAUAUAUAUAUAUGUAUAUAUCAUAAAAUGACAUAGACGUGUAUAUAAUUUAUUAUACAUAGGCAAAUAAAAUAAAGAAAAAAAAAAGAAAAAGAGAAUAAGAAGAGUCGAAGAAACGUAAUCCGUUAAGAAAAGUGAUUAAAACUUUAGUUCUUUCGCGAAUAAUUUUUGAAACGGAUGUUCACUUCCUCUUAAUAUAAUUGUAUAAUUUUCAGUCGCCAAAGGGGGAACGAAAAGUUUUUAAUCCUUCUUACGAAGAUCCUGACGCGAAGGAUUAUUCAAAUCUCUAACGCAUAUCGUGAGAAUGAAGGAAAAAGGAUAGGGGAUGGGGAAAAAAAGAAAACAAGAAAAGAACGAAAAUAAAAAUAAGAAAGUGGAAACAAAUUUUAACAUAUCUAGAGUCUGACGAAGAAUGAAAGAAAGAAGUUAACUACUGCACUUGUGUUUUACCUUUAUUUUUUUCUCUUUUUAUUAUUUAUUUAUCAGACAAAUCGUUAUGAUCGUGGGCAUAUCAUCAAAAAAAGAAAAAGAAAUGAAAAUAAUAUGUGAUUGAUUAAAAUUAAUGUCGGACGUUACGGACGAUCGUAAGAAAAAAAAAAAGAAAAAGGAAGAAAGAAAGAAAGAAAGCAACGAAGAAAAUAAAAAAAAGAAAGAAAAAAUCAAUGAAAAACGACAGACUAUCCACGAAGAAAAGUAAGCGACAAAAUGACACGAAUUUUUUCAAAACGCAUAAUCGAAUGAAAAUAAUAAUAAUAAUAUGCAUAGUAAAAGCCGAUAAUCGUUCGUGCAGCAAAGAAAUAAUGAAAAUAAAAGAAAAGAAGAACGAUCGACAAAUUAAUUCUUUUUGUUAUAAUUUAUUACGUUGUGUGUGUGUGUGUGUAUGUGUGUGUGUGUGUGUGUGUGUGUGUCUGGUGUAAGAUGACUAAAUAAAAAAAAAGAAAAAGAAAUAACCAAUUAAAAAAAAGGAGACAAAAGGGAAACGAGUAUGAUAUAAAAAUUUUUUCUCGCGUAAACGACAAAAUAAAACGAAACGAAACAAAACGAAAAGAGAAAACAAAGUAAAAUGAAACAAAGGAAAAUGAAAAAAAAAA
This is a messenger RNA of Vespula vulgaris, 10317 nucleotides long. Its product is annotated as lachesin-like. Bases 1157 to 2434 code for a protein of 425 amino acids. Lineage: Eukaryota; Metazoa; Arthropoda; Insecta; Hymenoptera; Vespidae. Gene Ontology annotation, cellular component: neuron projection. The transcript is spliced from 10 exons. The record is from RefSeq and is a predicted model, not a curated record.